Symbiodinium sp. CCMP2456 is the source of this 329-nucleotide messenger RNA. The record is from the annotation of a GenBank genome assembly. Lineage: Eukaryota; Dinophyceae; Suessiales; Symbiodiniaceae.
AUGUUGAAGCUGGUCAGGAUCGGAGACGGGGCGACCCUGCAGGUCCAGGCGCCCAAGAAGAGGAUAUUUAUCUCAGUGCCGCCGCACAUCAAAGACAAGGCCGUGGUAUGGUAUCCCGGUGCCACUGUCGCUCAGAUCGAGCGCUCCAUCGCCCGAGCCGCCGGCCUGCCGGACAACGCGGCGAUUGAGCUGAGGGAUGGGGAUGAUGUGGUCGUUCUGUCACCGACAAUACCCAACGAUAUCCACCUGUGGGUGGUGAACACCGUGCUGCGCCCUAGCCCUGCUACCGCUCCGCGCGAGCGGCCUCAAGCCACUGGAAGCCGCGUGCU